AAAAGAAAGGAAUGCACUCAAACAACUCAUGAGAUCUGAAGACAUCACAAUAAAAGCAGCGGAUAAAGGUGGUGGAUUGGUUAUUCUCAAUACCAGCGAUUAUGGGGAGGAAAAUCGGAGAUUAUUAGGAGACACUAAUACGUAUCUGCAAUUGAAAGGUGAUCCCACUAUCCAAUAUCAAGACGAACUUAAGGAAAUACUGAAUUACGGAAAGGAUAGAGGGAUUUUAAAUGAAAGAGAAUACAAAUAUCUGUAUGUCCAAUACCCAAGGAUACCGGUAUUCUACCAUCUACCAAAAAUACAUAAGAGACUGGUGAAACCUCCUGGAAGGCCAAUCGUAUCAGGAAUUGGAUCCCUCACCUCAAACCUUUCUGAAUACGUUGACCAAUAUUUGCAACGUUUGGUCUCCUGUUUAAAAUCCUACCUCAGAGAUUCCACUCAAGUUUUAAACAUUUUAUCUGAUUUUAAGUGGGAAGAUGAGAUGAUUUUAGUCACUGCUGAUGUUACCUCUCUCUAUACAGUAAUUGAACACCUCCAAGGAUGUGAGGCCACACAAUUCUCCCUAGCAACAUAUUCCGAUUUAAAAAAUGACCAAAUUGAUUUCCUCAUUCAGUGUAUCGUUUUUAUUCUCACACAUAAUUAUUUUUGGUGUGAUGACUUAUUUUAUCUACAGAUUGAAGGCACAGCCAUGGGGACACGAUUUGCGCCAAGUUACGCUAAUUUAUUUAUGGGCAAAUGGGAAGAAGAAUAUAUAUGGACCCAUUGCCCAUUUGGCGCAAAUCUGUCCCUGUGGCUCAGAUAUAUCGACGAUUGCUUCUUUAUAUGGAAAGGAGACCUUGGAUCCUUAGAGAGUUUUAAAACUUAUCUUAACAACAACCCAUAUCAUCUGAACUUUACUUUUAACCACUCUAAAGAACACAUUGAAUUUUUAGAUCUGGAUAUCUAUAUCAAAGAGGGACAAAUCAACACCAAGACUUUUAAGAAGAAUGUGGACUGUAAUAGUUUUAUUCCUUUUAACAGUCAUCACAAGUCAACAUGGUUAAGAAACAUACCUCAGAACCAGUUCAGGAGGGUAAGACGUAACUGCUCGAAUAAUGAAGUGUGUAAGUCACAAAUGGAAGAAAUGAAGCAGAGAUUCCUGAAAAAGGGUUAUCCCCCAAUGCUAUUAGAAGAAUCUAUGGAUAUAGCACUUACCACCCCAAGAGAGGAUACCUUAUGCAAUAAACCCAGCACCACAGAAGUAUCCAAUUCAGCACCCACCUUUAUCACUAAAUAUAAUCAUCAAUUUCAUACAAUACAGAAGACACUUAGGAAGCACUGGGGGAUCCUUAAGAAUGAUCCAACGUUAUCUAAAUUCCUCGACAAUCAACCUCAGAUUAUUUUUACUAGGGCACCCAACCUGCAACUUAUGCUGGCACCGACCACUAAACCUGAAAGUGCUGAUUUGGAUCAAGGUACCAUCAGUGGCUUCACAAGAUGCAAGAAGUGUCUAGCAUGUAGAAAUAAUCCAUCAUUAGAAGACACAACCACUGGAUUUAAAUCCCACACUACUCAAGAGGAAUAUGAUAUCAAGACCAACAUGGACUGUACUACAUCAGGAGUUAUCUAUUUAAUAACAUGUCCAUGCCCACAACAAUAUAUUGGACGUACAAAAAGACCCCUCAAAAUACGUAUUGCUGAACACAUUAGAAAUAUUAAGAAGGGACUUCCAACGCAUAAUCUUUCCAAGCACUUUAAAGAGAUACAUGGGGGAGACCCCACAGGACUUGCAUUUAUGCCUAUUGAGAAAGUGAAUACCCACUGGAGAGGAGGCAGCAUUGAUAAGGCUCUAGAUCAGACAGAAGCGAAGUGGAUUUUUAAGUUAGGGACUUUGGUCCCUAAGGGACUCAAUGUAGAUUUUGAGCUUAAUGCUUUCCUAUAAUAUAUCUUUUUUUUUUUUUCAACCUUUAUUUAUAGUUACAGACCACCACCAGGGAUUAUUCAUUUAUUUAUUUAUUAUCUAUUUUGUAUAUAUUAACUAUUAUUUUUUCUCCUGUUUUCUCCUAGAAGGAUGGAUUGACACUAUACCUAUAUGGUACCUAUCUAGUAUUGGUUAUCCAUAUGUAGUCAAUAUACUAUUAUGAUUUUAUCCACCUAUCUUCAUGUAUAUAUACCAAUUUAUGUCCAGCAUUUCAUUAUCUCUAAUUGAUUCAUUAAAUAUGUUCCUUCCAUUUGGAACAUUCAUAUAUUGCUUUUAUGUAUUUUUACAUUUACCGGUCUUAUGUAUCUGUCUACAUUUUAUGAGACUUUAUAAAUAUUGUUUUUACCCUAGUGGCAAUGAUUUGCAUUUUAUGUAUAUGUAUGUAUCAUUUUAUGCAGGUACAAAUACUGUUUUUAUUAGUAUAGAAUAUAUUGGUUUUAACACCUAAAUGUGAUUGAUAAUUAGGCAAUGUAUAUAAAGAAGAACUGAAGCACUAGACACUAUUAUGUCUCUGAUGAAGUAGGGCCCAUUCCCUACGAAACGCGUAAGACAGGCAUUCCAGCAACACACGGGAUCAGACGCAUGUACCAGCAGCACCACUAAUCUGCACACGCAGGACCUGUUUGGAAAGUACCGCCACCGGAGGCAUCUGUCCUGCACGUCCCCUGAAGUGAGGCUCCUGCUCGGGACGUGCUCACAGACACAAGCCAUCCUCACCGGCAGCUGUAUAUUGAAUCAUCACAAUCCAUAUCCAUCCUUAACAAUCUGAAGGUCCUUGCUGUUAUUUUUCAAUGCUUCAGUCUGGUAAUGCAUUUCUGAAUCUAAUGUGACCUGUAUUUUUAUAUUUAACUUUUUCCAAAGUUAUUUUAAUAUAUUCAAUAAACUGGCAUUUUUUUCUUAUAUGAAGUGAUCCAGUUUUAUGCUUCAGUUUUCCAGCGAUAUAUUUUUUUCAUUUUUAUUGCCUAAAGCUAACAGUUCCUUGUACUGUAUAGCUUAUUUUUUACUUCUAUCUUUUACUAAGUAUAUUAUUUGCAACAGGUAUCAUUUAUCCCUCAUGUUGUUUGGGAUAUAGACACCAGUUUCAUACAUAUUUUUUGGUCAUCCAGCAGAGAAUUUGGUCUCUCAUCUUUCCCCUUUUUGCAUUUUUGUAUUUUAUUUAUAUAUAUAUAUAUAUAUAUAUAUAUACCUUUUUUUUUUAAUUUUUUUACCCCCAUUAUAUAGCACUGCUUUGCAUGUUUGCACACUCUUAAAGGACAUUUAAAGGUAUAGCAGCAUUCUCUUUGUAUUCUUGCACAUUUAAAGGGAUAUCCCGUUUAUUUGAGAUCUCCACUCAUAGCACUUUUACUCACAGUUUUGCACAUUUAUAGGGAUACUUUGUCCAUUCCAGAUUUAAAGGCAUAGUACCAUAUAUAUAUUUUUAUAUUUAUAUUUUUUAUAUUUAUAUUUAUCUCUAUGUAUUAGUAUUUUAGCCAUUAGUCACCUAGCCAGCUCCUGGUAUUCCCACUCUUCUAGAGAGUUCUUUUCCCUCAUAUCAAAAUAUGCCUUAAAGAUUGUGGGUUGCAUGAUUGCAGAGACAAUGACCUUCUUGUACAGGGAAAAUUGAUUGAUAAGCUGAGAGUGUGGUGUGCCAAGAACAUGGGGUUAACAAAGGAAUAAUAAUAUCAAUAUAAGAUUAUGCAUGGUGUAACCAGGCAUUACAGUGUCAAAUAUUAAGAUCAAUGGGAUCAGGAGGGAGGAGAGUGCAAAAAAGUGCACAGACUUUUUAAAGACUAUUUAAUUAAUUUCAAAAGUUUCAAAUGCAAAAUGCAAGUUGGGUUGAUCAAAAUGCACUACUUUGAUGACCUAUGUUUCCCAGGACAUUUCUUUGUUCUACUGUAGCACACAAGUAAACACACUUUAUUAGCAUGUAAUCAGGGCACUGAGGGCAGGAAUAGUUUUAUAAGCAGAUGAAGGGGUCACACAUCCACCAGAGCAGAGCCAUAUUGUUUAUUUUACUGGUUAAUGACACCCUGUGGGCAUCCCCCCACCCCCCAAAUGCCCCAGCCACCCUGGGGUCUCAGCUGAGUCUCAGGGCAACCAAGUGCACAGUAGAAGAUUGAUGCAAGCCACCAUGAGGGAGGCCAGCAGAAGGGAGAGCCAGCAAUUUUGUAAGUUUACAUGGUGGCUGUCUUGCCCAUGGCACACAGUGACAUAAACCUAUAUUGCAAGGAUGUUACUAGUGGUUUAGAAUAGGGUGAUAUUCAAUAUUUCCAUUCUGGAAAAGAAUAAGUGUGGAUGAAAUCAGAAUCCAGAAGUGGUAUAUCAUAAUUUUAUAUAGCAGCAAGUGAUGCAAAGUGGAUGAAUAUUUUAUAGUUAUGGUUUAUGUAAAGAGUAGGGGAUAUAGAUUGAUAGAUCCUCCUGUACACUACAAAACACAGCAUUACAGUCACUUCAUACAAUAAGGUGAGUGUUUAGAGAAGGGUGCAAGGUAAGCUUUUGGGUUAGAUACAAAUACAGGUUAGAAAGGCUGAUGUGUGUGUUGGGUCAUCUGAAUUUAGGACGAUCAGGUGAUCAGCUGAGUUCACAAAACCCAAACCAAAAUAUGCAUAAAUUACAACCAACUAAAAUGCGCAAUGCAUGAGCAUGUUCGUUUUGAUUUAUGAGUCUUGAUUUCGCUCAUGGCACCAAAAAAAUGAUUGAUGAGAAAAAUAUGAUUGAUUGGCUAAUGGACAGCCACUAGAACAUUGAUUAUAUUCACAGAUCAAGUGAGAAGUGAGAGAAAAAGCAGAAGUUGUAAAAGAAAAUAUAUAUUCAUAUAUUAUAUAUGUAAUAAAUGUUUCGAUAUAUAUAUAUAUAUAUAUUUUUUUUUAUUUUUUUUUAUUACACAAUUUAUAUUUUAUGGAAAAAUUAUUAUUUUAUAAAACGUAUUAAUUAAAUAAAAUGCAUUAUUAUAAAAAUCACCAAGCAUUUUAUGUUGUGCUAGUAAAUAUAUAGCAAAAUAACAUUCUGCAGCAUAUUAUAUUGUUCAGAAGAGAUUCUCCAAUUGUUUUGAAUUUUCAACAGUGAAUGUCAUUAAGAGACAUGCUGAAUUCUACAUGAAGGUCAUCUGGAACUCAGUGCAAAUAAUGGCCAUGGGAAUUGUAAACAUUUCUAAAAUCAGACACUAUAAAUUAUAGGAAUUAUGGCAAAAUGUUAGCUUUGAAAUUAAAAAUCAAAAUGAAUGUCACACAAAUAACUUCUAAAAUUACUUGUUAUGGACAUUUACCUCUGCUCUUUCAGACACAUGCCAUGACUAUCCAUCAGUGGUAACAUUUACAAUAAUAGGUAAUGAAAUUGAAGGUCCGUGUCAAGGGAUUAUGAGAAUCCACUCUAAUACUUGCCUAUUAUAA
Molecule: messenger RNA, 5328 nt
Organism: Pelobates cultripes (western spadefoot toad)
Lineage: Eukaryota; Metazoa; Chordata; Amphibia; Anura; Pelobatidae
Source: the annotation of a GenBank genome assembly